GCCCCUCUGCUUUGGGAGACCUUGCUGCAGCGGGAGCUCUGGCCGUCUACCCUGAUCCUGAUGGGUGGAGCUCGCAGGCACGCGCCGAACUUGCUGCCUGACUUGUUGAAGGCCUUUCAUCUGUGGGGCGCCGCCGCUGUGGCCAGUCGGGCUAUCAGAGGACCGGAACCUUGGCCGCUGCUGGACUGGGGCUUCUUCUUCCAACGGAGCUUUCUGGACUCCCGGGUUUUGGACCUCUCGGCCUGUGCCCGACAUCCCGAAGUGGCGGUGGCGAACUUCUACAUGAAGGGCGUGGGUCUGCGAGUUCUGGGCUCCUCAAAAGGAUCCGCCGGGGGCCGGAAAAAGCUGGCGCCGUCCUUUGCGACGUGUCGCAGCUCGCUGCGGAGCUCCGGCGUGGAGCCCUCCUUCGCCUUUCCACCGGAGCGCCGAGUCCUCUUUGUGGUGCUGCCUGUUCAUUUCAUGCUGUCGCACCUGGACCUAGCAUUGCGAUUGGUGGCGCUGCAGACGAGGUUGCCUGACGAUGUGGUGCUGGCAGCCUCCGACGAG
Molecule: messenger RNA, 546 nt
Organism: Symbiodinium necroappetens
Lineage: Eukaryota; Dinophyceae; Suessiales; Symbiodiniaceae
Source: the annotation of a GenBank genome assembly